AUAUAUAUAUAUAUAUAUAAUUUUAAAACCUUAAUUUAUGUUUAAGAUGAUGCGAAGCCACACUUGCAAUUUCGAAAUAUGGUCUGUCUAGAAAUAAUUAAUGCAUGCUGGCUCUCCGAGCUAAAAUGUUUAUAAGUAGACAAAAUUGGAACCGCGCAAAGUAAAAGUACAUAUUGGUAGAAUUGUAAUAAUUUAAGUUAUUGACUAAAAACAAAGCACUAUAAAUUACUUUGUUGGAAAAUUAUAUUUAAGACAUUAUCAGUUUUUUGCACUUAAUUUUUCUCUUCUGGACAUUUUGUCUCUAGUCAUUUGCAUUAAUUGGAAACAAAAAUAUAAUAAUAGUAAUUUUUCAGUGAUUUUUUUUUUAACGUGUACUGUACAUAAGUUAUUUUCAUGUUGGUUGUUUCUUUCUGUGUGCAUUUCAAAAUGGUUUUUUUCUUAGGGCACAUUUUGUGAUAACACAAAUGCAAUAUGUUUCAUGUAUAUAAAUAGUUUACUCUUGUUGGAUCUUUCUUCUCGAGAAUUUGGUUAAUUUUUAUUGAACAAAAUUUCAGAUUAGGUCUGUUUAUGUGAUAGUGGUGCCUUUUUCCAUUUACGUCACUUUAUAGAUACCACACAUUGUCCUGCCAAACAAAUUUUUUUUUCCGUUAUUGUAUUAAAACAUACUUCUUGUUAACCUUGAUAAGUUUUGUUCAUUUGAAUAUCACUGCCUUCCUUUUUAUUAUUGUUAUUACUAUUACUACAAUUAGUUGCAUGAUUAUAUUGAAAUUGUCCCCUCGAGGAUUUGAAAUUUAUGGCCGUAUUGACUGUCAUCAUCGGCUUUUUGUUUUAUUAUUUUUAAUUUCAAGUAACUAGUAGAACUUUUUAGAUGUGCAAUCAAAUAACAUUCAUUAUCUGCUUCACUUGCACACAAGCAUUACAUCAAACUUGUUCGGAAGCAAAUCUGCAUAAAUUGUGUCUGGAGGCAAACCAGAAUACUUUGCGUGUUUAACUUGCAAAGUCAUUAUUUAUCAUCAAUAUCUGGACGUUUUUUAGUCCUCAUCCAGUAGACAGCGAUAGCUCAUUUAGUGCUUUGUAAUGUCUUCGUGAUAUGCCGUUUGUCACAUUUUGUAGUAUUUAAACGUUUUUGGUGUAAAAGAUAAACUUAGUGGAUAGUCUAAUAAUAUAAUAAUAAUAAUAGUUUCCUAUAUAAUAAAAUGAAAAUUUUAAUUCCAUAUUUACAGUGCAAUUUCCAGUAGUGUAAAAAUUAGAGCGAUUUUCUGGAUGAAUGUUUAUAAACAUGUGAUCGGUUACCCAUUUGUUUCCUUAAGGGAACUCAUUUUUUGAGAUAUUAUUAUUAAUAAUUCAUAAAAGUUACUCUUCUUUUUUGGCAGUUGUUUGUAAGGAAUAAAUGCUUGAGAUGCAUAAUGGUUCCUCAUUUAAGAUUUCUAGUCACAUAUUUUGUGGCGAGUCAACUCAGGUUUUUGCCUGCGUAAUUGCUAGGCUUUGUUUUUCACUCGUGAUCAGUUUGGAAAACGUGCGAGGAACGACUCGUGAUUUUUUUCCUACAUGUUAGAAAUAUUCGAAUGUUUCUAUGAAUGUAUGUGCGCGUGAAAUGACUAUUUAAUAAUUCAACAUUAUUCUAUCCUAACUUAGGCUAAUAAAUGUUAAAUCGUCCUUAAAGUUAAAGUUUUUAUCUCGGUGUUCUGGUUUCGGUCUCGGAUUUCGCACUCCUCUUCUCGGUACAAAGUUUCGACGGUUAUUUUUGUAAGUUCUAUAUCAAAAUUCUUUAUCCUGCAGUAAAUGAAAAAAAUUAUCAAGUAGUGUAGAUAUUCCAAGUGCAAUUGAUUAUUGGAAAGGAGAUAGAAUUUAUUGAUUAUCAAUGAGAUAGUUGGAACCAUCUAUGCUAUCCACCGAGACAUGACAAAAGGAUUAGGAAUUUUACCUCUUUAUCCACAAUAUAUCUAACAUAUUAAUUUAUUUUUUAAAUAUUAAUUUUUAGAUCAUUAAUAUGCAAUUUUUACUAAUGGUUAAAUUAACGUGACCCAUUCUGUAAGGCUCGGCAAAAUGUCCAGAGCAUCGCUCGUCUGCUCCAAGGAACGGUUAAACAGCAUACUUAGAAAGAAUGUAAAAUGUGGUAGAUUGUUAGAUUAAUAAACCACUGUGCAAUGUUUAAUUUUUCCCCCUCCCCUUAAGAAGGCCACUUCACUCUUGUGCCACCUUAUAAGUAUUUUGAAUGAAUUUAAUAUUAUUUAACUUUUACUGUUCAUCUCUUCUGGUAUGUAUAUCUGAUGACAAUAAAAAUAUUUAUAUGGUGUUGAUUUGUUUGAUUUCAGAACAGCACUCUGAGGUAUCGCGGAAGAUUAAGCAAUUUUGCAUCCUCAAUGGUCCGAACUUUGCCACAGGCAGACAGAAAUUACAUAAUUAUGUCCAAGAUCCACAUUAUUUUAAAAUUAAAUUAACUUAAUGGUUUAUAAAUCUAAUCAGAAGGAAUACACGAAUAAAUCUAAAUUAUAUUAUUUAAUUUUUUAAAAAAUAUUUUCUAACAUGAUUUCAGGCAUCUUUCCAUAAUUACAUUCACUAAGAUGCCAAAAAUAGUUUUGUGAAGAGAAUAUAAUUCAACAUUUUGAAAGCAAGAGGACCUUUUAAAGCAAUAUAUUUUAUUUGAACUAAAUUUAAGUAAAUUAAAAAUUGAUUUUUUAAAUAUAUUCACGAAUUGUUAUCUCAGCUUUUAACCUUUUACCCCAUAGAAAACUGAUCUUUCCGUAAACAUUAAAAAUUUGGCAGCAAACUGAUCUUUUGUUUUUACUUAACAGAUCAGAGGGAAAAUCGAUGACGUCGACGGACGUGAUCGCUACCUUAGCGCUUUUUUCCCCUCUUCUUUCCAGAGAAUGCUGCAAGUUGAAAAAUAUUUUUCGUGAGCUACAACACUUGACUUUCAGCCUUUUUUUAGAGCAAAAAAAAAAGUAAAACGAUUAUCCAGCAUACGUAUACACUCCCGGGAAAAGAAACGAAUUGUAUCGAUCAAAGAAGAGAAAAAAUUCAAUAAUGUUUCGUAAUAUACCAGAAAACUUCUUAACAGUCAGAAUAUCGGAAUCGAAAUUUUCGUGAACACCAUCCGACUUUUUUAUAUCCCAUGCGAGAAGAGAGAAACCGCUUCGUGAUUGCUAAAAACGAGGAAGGAGCAGAGAGAGAUUCGAAAAGCACGGCCGCGGGUCACUCGUACCUCUUUUCCUCCUCCUCGUUUAGCAUUUUAAAUCUCGACAUUGUUUCCAAAAAUAUACCAAGCCGUAAAAUAAAACCGCUAUUUUACAGUAGGAGACGUUCUCCCGCAUCCAAAAAGCCUCCUCCCCAUUUUAAGAUCUUUCUAUUUUAAGGUAGCAUCUCGCAUUAGGGAUGUUUCCCCCACUACGUCACAGUUUAUCUCUAAAAGUUUCCUUCUACGGGAUAUUUUUUUUCUCUCGUCGUUAAAUAUUUGUUUGCAGAUAAAACAAACGUAACGUUUUUCGAGACGAAGAGAGUUAUAUAAGACGACGUCUUCGCUCGGAAGAUAAUUUUCAGAUCGAAAUUCGAAUUGGCAUUCUCACUUUCCAUGUCCGUUAUGACGCCAUCGAACACUGCGCACGUCUGGUGCGUUGGCGUCGAGCGUACGCCAGGCUCGUGAGGUGAGAGGAUACUUCGUUUGGCAGGGAUGUGCACUGCUAGUCAUUUUCAUCCAAGGAUAAUCAGCGAUGCCACCCAAAUAUGACCGAAAGAAAGAGACCCAACGAACCGAAAGUAGAUCCAAUUUGGUGGGAAAAUUUACGACCUCUGUAAAGAAAUUCGUGCAAGAAGUGGAAUAUGAUCACACACGAGAAGGAACCAUACAAACUAACGAUCGCGUGCGUACAGUCACCACCAAGAUAGGCGAAUCGUAUAAUACGGUAAAAAGUUCUCUGACCACCCUUCACGAAAGAUACGACUCAUCGAAAGCCGAAAGAAAUGUUUUGAGAAGAUAUCAACUGUUGAAGAAUAUGAUCAAAGAUGUCAUCCAACUCGAUACUCAGUAUUGGGUAUUACUGGAUGUCCCUCGACAAGAGAAACAGGAGCAGGUGACCACUUACGUCCUAAGAGCUUGCGCCGCACUAGAGAAAGCAGCAGAAACGAGAGAACCCGGCAAAAGUCCAGCACAGAAACAAGCCGAGGAAGAAGCUAGAGAAAGAGAAAGGAAAGCUCGUUUCGAAGGUUUAAGUGUUCAAGAAGUGGAAGACGAAAAUAUCCAACUGAUUAAUGAUCUUUAUCGCCUGUUAAAGAAAUAUUCCAAUCUAAGGAACAUCAUACACAUACUGAACGUGGCGUAUAGAGACUCAAAAUCAUAUCCAAUCAUACCUCGCUACACGAUGUUGAAAGAAAUGGUUAAAGACGUAUUUCGUGAUCCCGAUUACAUGGAAGUAUGUCACGAAGACGUACGAUAAGAGCCAUUGUCGUUAUAAUGAGUGUGGACCAGUUCUCAGGUGCUAAUUGUGUUUCGCUGUAAUUGUUGUGCUAGAUAUUAUAUAACUGUACUGCCAUUUUUUGUGGAACCAAAUUAUAUAACAGACGAGCUCCAGUCUUACCCUGAAUUUACACGGAUCGAUCAUUUCUCGGUAUACAUGUAAAAAAAAGAAAAACACUAUUCGGACCAUUCAAUCAUACGCCGAACCAAUAGAAAGUAACGUUAAAUGGAGUUAAAUCGGGGUAUGACUACGCAUCGUCUUCUAUAUACAUACAUUAUAUAUGUGUCUACACAAAUAUAUAUUAUAUGUAUAGAGAGGAAACAUAUCACGUAACGAAUUUUUAUUUUUUAAAAAAUCAAAUAAUCGAGCGUGCGUAAUUUGUUAUUUUAAAGUGUCGAUGUUGUAAUUUUAUCAAAAAAACAAGAAUAUAUACGAGGAGGAAAAAAAUGGAUGUAUAGAGUUAGAGCGCAACAAGUUUUUAUUCUCGAGUUUUAUCUGUAAUUUUAUCCGCGAGCUAAAUCUACAACAAAUUAUAUACACACACACACACACACCACAAACACAACAAACAAGCAUACAGCAGAGUGAUGAGUCGAUUUGAUCCUUUAUCGUUGGUUUCUCUGCUGAAUUCAUUUAUAAUAUUUUUUUAUUGCAAAUUAUGUUGUCGAACUUGUAAAGAAUUAUUUAAAAAGGGUGCCGUUUCGUUCUCUCCGUUGUAUAACUAUAAAACAUAUGUUUAACUGUUCAUGUAUUAUCUAUGCAAGCUCCACGAACGAAUCUCGCCUUCUGUUCUUUGAAUUUUCUUGCUAUAUUUGUGUAUAUCUACGGAAUUUGGAUUUAAAAUGUUGUUUUUAAUCGUAAAAGCCAACAUUCCAAGUUGAAUAAUUGUUAAUACCCGGAAAUAAAAUGGCGGAUGCGGAGAGAAGUGUUGCCAGUUUUAAAUGUAGGGGAAAAAAUGGAGCCUUUCUUUUCAAGUUUGAAAUAUUUCACUUAUGUGAUAAAGGAUCAAAGUGUCGUUAUAAUAUACAUAUAUAUAUAGACUAUAUAUAUACACGUUGUUAUUAUUUAGUAGCCACGAGCUAUGCUUUUAUUUCUUAUUAAAAAACAAAAAGAAGAAAAAAUUGCGAUAAAUCGCGCGAAAGAUCAUCGGAUUCGCUUGUUCUUCAUAGACAUGUCCUAUAUGAAAUAUGGAUAUUGUAUGCUUAUUUGUAAUAAGAAAGUUGAAAAUGAAUAAAAGUCGAUAUUACAUUCGUGACGUUUCCGUAAAAAAAGGAGAGAAUACGGCGCCAUUUUCGUGUCCUUGUCAGUAAUAGUGUUAAUUGUCAACGCGUGAUGUCGCUGCUAUUAGUAACACGGCGGGUCGUUAAAGAUUUCUAGGGAUUAAUGGGAUAAAUUGAAGAAAUUCGGGGAUUAAGUUUUUCAAUUUACACCGAAAAUCGUCCGGUGUCAGGCGCUUGGAAAAAUAAUGCGAAAUUUUUUCAAAUCUUUUAGUUAUAAAACAAAAUAGAAUUAGGUUUUGUUUUUUUUAGUGAUUCCUUUAGCGUAUUUAUUCCGUUAAUUAAUUUACGGUUUUAAAAUUAAGAUAUCUUCGAGCUAUCGUAACGUGGUUUGAGUAAAAGAGGGGGAAAAAUUGUUUUUAAUACAAAAUUUAAAAUUAGCAAGACCAAAAAUAGGAAAAACCUUCAAGAAUUUGAAUUUUUAUCAAUCGAUUUUUUACAUCAUU
Molecule: messenger RNA, 6177 nt
Organism: Centruroides sculpturatus (bark scorpion)
Lineage: Eukaryota; Metazoa; Arthropoda; Arachnida; Scorpiones; Buthidae
Exons: 4
Coding region: 3711-4433 (240 amino acids)
Source: RefSeq, a predicted model, not a curated record